This is a messenger RNA of Temnothorax curvispinosus, 849 nucleotides long. RefSeq lists its product as uncharacterized. Lineage: Eukaryota; Metazoa; Arthropoda; Insecta; Hymenoptera; Formicidae. The transcript is spliced from 4 exons. Bases 1 to 849 code for a protein of 282 amino acids. The record is from RefSeq and is a predicted model, not a curated record.
AUGACAUCCCAUUAUCAACCAUUAUUCCGCGAGGAUUGUAACCGAUAUCCCUAUAUCGGCAGAGUAUCCGUAGAAGAGAAAAAUAGUACUGACUUUAUCUAUCAAUUUGUGAAAAACAGAUAUACUUAUAUGUACGAGAAUAUUAGCAUAUAUGUUACUGCUCCUGACAUAAUUGGACCACCCAAAUUUUCAAACUAUGGAGAACUGGUUCAUUUACCAUUUUUCAUUGGAAGAAAAUUGAGAACUAAUAAAGGUGUCGAUAUCUCAACAUCUCCGUGGCAAAACAAAGAACCUAUGAGACAGCUUGAUUUUAUAUAUUGCAGCGCGUAUUCGAGUGAUUCGAGUGAUUCGAGUGAUUCGAAUAUUGAGUUCCAUGAAGCUGUAUAUCCAAUCAAAGUGUCUAUUUACGAAAUAUAUAAUCCUGGUAACGUAAUUCAAAUUUUGGCUCAAGAUCCUCUUAAUAAGUGGAUUCAGUUGUGGAAUGGACCGUCUAAGACUAUGCACCCGACAUCAAGAUUAUUUUCCCCACCCUUAUCGCAUCCGUGCAAGUUCAAAACCAAAAUGCUUAGACUAGUGUUUAAAAACAGUAUUCCUGAAUCUCACACAAAGAUAGAUGCUGUGAUGCUUAUUGGUACAUCAGAUUUGAUCCUUCCUAGAAAUCCUAACAAUAGUUUAAAUGAGGUGUUAACACUAAUUCACUCCAUGUAUUCUGCAUAUCAUGAGGAUAAUAAUUUAACAGCAGAUUUAAGAAAUGUGCAUCUAGAUAUAGUCCAUCUGCAAGAGAAUUUUCCGAUAUGGAAACUUUUCAAGUCAAAAUCUCUGAUGGUGAUGUGCAACCUCUUGGACUGA